Molecule: messenger RNA, 1695 nt
Organism: Aspergillus mulundensis
Lineage: Eukaryota; Fungi; Ascomycota; Eurotiomycetes; Eurotiales; Aspergillaceae
Exons: 6
Coding region: 1-1695 (564 amino acids)
Biological process (GO): transmembrane transport
Molecular function (GO): transmembrane transporter activity
Source: RefSeq, a predicted model, not a curated record
AUGGUCCAGUCAGCACGGCCCCCAUGGCUCCUUGGAGCACGCUCCUCAACCGUCUUUAUCGUAGCCACGGUUUGGAUUUCUUCAUUCACAGGCUACUUUCUCUAUGCAAUGGUUGUCCCCAUCCUCCCAACAGCCCUAGUCGAGCGCGCGCAUGUCCCAUAUCAAGACCGUGAGUACUGGGUAAGUCUCCUCCUAAUGAGCGAGGCUCUAACCGCCUUCCUCUGCUGUCCACUCUUCGGGUACCUUAUCGACAUCGCACCGACCCGUCGCCUUCCGUACCUGCUAGGCCUGCUCUUCCUCGGCGCCUCAAUGGGCCUCCUCGCAGCUGCGAGGACAACAACCAUGUUUGUGAUUGCUCGCCUGUUGCAAGGAUGUGCGACGGCCAUGGUUGCUGUUGCAGGACUGGCACUCCUCACGGACUCCGUCCCUCUCGAUAACCUGGGACAGACAAUUGGGUACCAGGGCUCUGCCAUUGCGCUGGGAUUUCUGCUUGGUCCGUUGCUCGGUGGGAUUAUCUAUGACAGGGCCGGAUACCAGAAUGUUUUCCGGAUGGCGUUUGCGCUUGUAGGUGUGGAUUUGAUCAUGAGGGUUGCCAUGAUCGAGAAGAGCGUUGCUGCUAAGUGGACUGAUGAGAAUCCUUCCGCUCGGUCUUCUACAGGGCCUAUUCUGUCUACCCCGGGAGAUGACAGAUAUCGAACCUUUGCAGAUGUCCAAGGGACAGAGGCGGAGUCUGAUGAGUCUGCACUCACAGAUGGGCAAUCUCAAAGCCGCGACCAUGGACAAGAGGACAGCAAGCCGCCGACGCUCUUCCAAAUAGCGAAGCAACCCCGAGUCGUCAUCUCCUCAUUUGGUCUUCUCGUUCAAGGCCUUCUAUUCUCCGCUUUCGAUGCCACAAUCCCCAUCUUCGUCGAAAGAACCUUUAACUGGACACCCUUGGGCGCAGGACUUGCCUUCCUACCAUCAGCCCUAACAGCUCUGCUGGAGCCGUUUUUCGGCUACAUCUCCGACACCCAAGGCCCCCGCCUCCCAACGUUCACCUCAUUUUUCAUCCUCCCCUUCCCCCUCCUCUCCCUUGCCUUCGUCACCACAAACUCCCCCUUCAUGAUUUCGCUGCUCCUAACCCUCCUAGCCCUAAUCGGCCUGCUCAUAAACCUCGCAACGCCAGCCCUCUUCGUCGAAACGCAAGACGUCCUCGUGCGCCUCCAAACCGCUACCCCUACACCCUUCCCCGCUCCGCAAGACCAAGACGAAGACCUACCACACCCCGCGAACCCCCAAAACAAACAAAGUCCAGCUUCAAGCCAAAAACAUGUUAAAGGCAUAGCGCAGGCCUUCGGCAUCCAAACAAUGGCGCAGUUCCAGGGUAUGUUUCUGGGUUCAUUGUGGGGCGGGUUCGUGGAGUGGCGGUUUGGCUGGAAGGCUAUGGUCUAUUCCUUGGGGGUGCUGUGUUUUGUUACGAGCUGGAUUAUGUUGGGGCUUGGGGAGGAUGCGGGGGGUGAUCGGUCGAAGGGUGCGGAUGGGGGUGGAGAGGGGAGGAGGUCUUGGGUUAAGAGGUUGGGUUUGGGAAUGGGGUUAAUGUGGAAGGAGAAGAGGAGGAAGCGGCGAAGUGCCGCAUCGGGGAUUGAGGAAGGUGGUAGAGACGGGCCUGGGGAUAUUGAAAGAGAGGGGCUUUUGGCUGGUAGUGGGAGGGUGUAG